This is a messenger RNA of Leucoraja erinaceus (little skate), 2318 nucleotides long. RefSeq names its product solute carrier organic anion transporter family member 1C1-like. Bases 218 to 2287 code for a protein of 689 amino acids. The record is from RefSeq and is a predicted model, not a curated record. Gene Ontology annotation, cellular component: membrane. The transcript has 15 exons. Gene Ontology annotation, biological process: transmembrane transport; sodium-independent organic anion transport. Gene Ontology annotation, molecular function: protein binding. Lineage: Eukaryota; Metazoa; Chordata; Chondrichthyes; Rajiformes; Rajidae.
CCACUAGUUUGCGACAAGGCAAAAAAAAAAAAGGAUUCAAGAGUUAAAUGUAAGAGGGAUUUCACUGUGUUGAUUAUUAACGGGGGGUUGGCCGUGGAACCGUACAUCUUUCCUCCCUUUGAAAGGGAACUUCUCCAAGUCAGGGCCCCCGCUUCUCUUAUUAGCCGUGGAGUCCUAAGACCAUCUCGCCUUCUUGUCCAAAGUUCCAAACGCCACGAUGGAAAACCCGCACAAGGAGAAGUUCGAUUCCACGACAUGUCCCCCGCCUGCCAAAGUGAAACAUUCCCGUUUUAACAACUUGAAGCUAUUUCUCGUAGCCUUGUCCUUCUUGUACCUGGCAAAGACGCUGUCGGGGAGUUACAUGAAGAGUACGAUCACACAAAUGGAGAGGCGUUUCGACAUACCCAGCUCCGUGAUCGGUGUGGUGGAUGGAAGUUUUGAAAUUGGGAAUUUGCUUGUGAUCGCAUUUGUGAGCUACUUUGGAUCCAAAUUUCACCGGCCUAGGCUAAUCGCAAUUGGGAGUGUAAUCAUGAGCCUCGGAACUUUUUUAAUAGCUUUGCCUCAUUUCUUCAUGGGACCCUACAAUUAUGAAACGGCAAUUAAAUAUUCUACCAAUUCAACAUCAGUCACCUCCCAGUGCUCUAGUAACUCCAGUGGUACAGGACCUGAUGAGAUAUCAAGUGUGCCACUUCCUGGUUGUGAAGAAGAGGGAGGUUCCCCGAUGUGGGUGUAUAUAUUGAUUGGUAAUCUUCUGCGAGGAAUUGGUGAAACGCCAACAGGUCCGUUGGGGAUAUCCUACCUCGAUGACCAUGCCACAGAGGACAAUGCAUCUUUUUACAUAGGGAUCUUGCACACAAUUGCCCUCAUCGGCCCAUUGUUCGGGUAUUUACUGGGUUCGUAUUGUGCCAAAAUAUUUGUGGACAUUGGAUUUGUUGAUUUAGAGAAAGUUACGAUUUCUUCGAAGGAUGCAAGAUGGGUCGGUGCUUGGUGGCUUGGAUUUUUAAUUGCUGGAACUGUUUCCAUUCUCACUUCCAUCCCGUUUUGGUUCUUUCCAAAAUCUCUAACUAAGAAGGCAAACAAGAAAGAACCAAGCAAGGUUUGUGAAAAAAUGGAAUUUAUUAAACAGGGCCAGAGUGAACCGGCCAACGCAGUGAUUGUGACGAAGAGCAAAGGUUUCAUGGUAUCGGUGAAAUUAUUAUUUUCUAACCGCAUCUAUGUCUUAUAUUUAUUGUCAAUGGUCGUACAAAUCAACUCCUUAAUUGGCAUGCUGACCUUCAAAGCCAAGUUCAUUGAGCAACAGUAUGGCCAGUCAGCAUCAAGGUCCAACUUCAUAAUUGGGGUCAUAAACAUUCCCGCCGUGUGCCUUGGAAUUUUCUUAGGUGGUUUGGUGAUGAAGAAGUUCAAGCUGAAUGUUGUUCAGGCAGCAAAAUUCUCUGUAAGUUGCACGUGCCUGGGUUGGCUGCUGUCUCUCUCCUACUUUGGAAUGGGCUGCGAUAAUUCCCGUGUGGCCGGCCUAACUGUCUCUUACGAGGGCAACCCCCAGAUCUCCUUUGAAGGGAGCGGUCUGUACCAUGGCUGCAACAACAAAUGCUCCUGCUCCGGGUCGCAGUGGGAGCCCGUAUGUGCCGAUAGCGGCGUCACGUACGUUUCACCUUGUCUCGCUGGAUGCAAGACGUCUUCUGGAGUCGGGAAAAGUACGGAGUUCCACAACUGCAGCUGCAUAUCUGCUCUGAUAUCCACAAAUUCCUCCGCGCUUCUGGGACAAUGCGCCAAAGCAGAAGACUGUGAACAAAUAUUCCCUUACUACCUGGUAGUGACGGUACUCAGUGCAUUCAGCUACUCCUUCGGAGCUGUCCCCGGCUUCAUGAUCUUACUCAGGUGCAAUGAGCCGGAACUGAAGUCGUUGGCAAUAGGUAUACAAACCUUGAUAGUAAGAACACUAGCUGGAAUUCCUGCUCCUAUUUAUUUUGGGGCUCUCAUAGAUCAAACCUGCCUUAAGUGGGGGGCAAAGAGAUGUGGAGGACAAGGAGCAUGCAGGAUUUACGACUCUAAUGCUUUCAGGCACAUCUUCCUGGGAUUACAGGCAGGUUUACGUGGCCUGGGCAUCAUUGUGUUCUUUCACAUCGUGGUGUUACUACAGAGACAACUUCGAGCCAAAGAGAAGCACGCAGCACCCAAAGGUGACAAUGAUGUUGUGCCCAUGCAGGACAAGGACUGUGGGCCUGAGAAUGGAGACAUUACAACCAAAGUAAAUACCAAUCACCCAGAGAGCGAAUCUCAUGUCUGAAAUAAUAAAUCCCCAAGUGUGUAAAACCAAA